CAGGGCGGGAACCCCGGGCCCGCCCCUCCCGCCGGUUCUCGCCAUGGCCCCGGCGCUGCUGCUGGUCCCGGCCGCCCUCGCGUCUUUCGUGCUGGCCUUCGGCACCGGGGUGGAGCUCGUGCGCUUCACCUCCCUCCGGCCUCUCCUCAGAGGGAUGCCGGAGCCCGAGGGGCCCGAGGCGCACCAGGGCUGGCUGGCCGCCUUUCAGGACCGCGGCGUCCUGGCCCCCCUGGCGUGGGAUCUGGGGCUCCUGCUGCUAUUUGUGGGGCAGCACAGCCUCAUGGCGACGGAGGCGGUGAAAGUGUGGCUUUCCCGGUACUUUGGGGUUCUUCAGAGGUCACUGUACGUGGCAUGCACUGCGCUGGCCUUGCAGCUGGUGAUGCGAUGCUGGGAGCCCGUCCCCAGAGGCCCUGUGCUGUGGGCAGCGCGGGCCGAGCCCUGGGCCACCUGGGUGCCCCUGCUGUGCUUUGUGCUGCACGCCGUUUCCUGGCUCCUGGUCUUCAGCAUCCUCCUCGUCUUUGACUACGCGGAGCUCAUGGGCCUCAAGCAGGUGUACUACCACGUGCGAGGGCUGGGCGAGCCCCUCGCCCUCAAGUCCCCCCGCGCUCUGAGGCUCUUCUCCCACCUGCGCCACCCAGUGUGUGUGGAGCUGCUGACGGUGCUGUGGGUGGUGCCCACCCUGGGCACCGACCGGCUCCUCCUCGCCCUCCUCCUCACCCUGUACCUGGGCCUGGCCCACGGACUUGACCAGCAAGACCUCUGCUACCUCCGAGCCCAGCUGCAAAGGAAACUGCACCUGCUCUCCCGGCCCCAGGAGGGCGGGGCCGAGUGAGGAGGAGCCUGGUGUCAAGUCCCGUCCUCCUCCCCUUGGAACUCAAACCCCGGACACCCAGGCCCUGGCUUCUUCAGACCAGAGGCCCAAAUCCACGGGCUGAGGGGCCGUCCCAUCCACUCCACUCCCAGGCCAUCUCAGGCCCUAAAUCCCAAGUGUCAGCACUCAGAGGCCCCCUCCUGGCCAGCCAGGAGGGUGGGGGGAGGUUUGCUGGUCUCAGCUGAGGGCGUGGCACCCUUCCCAGCCUCCUCAGAGGGAGAAGGGUCCCGCCUGGCCACUCCCGGGCACUCGCCCUGCAUCUCAGGGUCCCCUUCGCCUCGCUCGCGCCCCAGGAGCUGGUGCAAGCCGCCCUCCCCCGCGCAUGGCCCUGCACCUCGAGGCCCCCUGGUUCCGUCCUGCAACUGCGCUGAGCGGACUCUGCCCUUCGUUGGGUGACUGGGGCUCCCUCUCUCCCGAGGAACCGCGGCGGGAAAAUAAAUCAGCCCGUUUCUCUGCA
Eptesicus fuscus (big brown bat) is the source of this 1328-nucleotide messenger RNA. RefSeq names its product nurim (gene NRM). Gene Ontology annotation, cellular component: nuclear membrane. The transcript has 4 exons. The coding region runs from base 44 to 832 and encodes 262 amino acids. NCBI's taxonomy places the organism in Eukaryota, Metazoa, Chordata, Mammalia, Chiroptera, Vespertilionidae. The record is from RefSeq and is a predicted model, not a curated record.